This is a messenger RNA of Linum trigynum, 432 nucleotides long. Lineage: Eukaryota; Viridiplantae; Streptophyta; Magnoliopsida; Malpighiales; Linaceae. The record is from the annotation of a GenBank genome assembly.
AUGGUUGCGGCCGAGGAGCAGCAUCGCCACAUCAACAACACUCGGCAGCCGCGGGUCGAUACAUCCGCAUUCCAGGUGCAGGCUGGCAGGAAACAACGCGAAGAUCGCGAUGAUCACGAGCGCGAUCGAGUUCGUUGCACUCAUUGCAACCGCCUCUGUCACACCAAGGAAGUGUGUUAUCGCCUCGUGGGCUUUUCCUCAGGCCAUCCUCGUGCUCGUUCCAAUGAUGAGAAGACGGGUUCUUAUGGUGGUAAGAAGCCUAAAGCGGCCCAUGUUGAGCAAGACGCAUCCAGCCCCCUGCUCCUCGGAUUCACGGCUGCCCAGCUCGCCCAACUGCGUGAGUUGUUAACCGUCACAUCUCCUGAUGCUCCCACAACUCCAACAACUCAUAUGGCGGGUCUUACCUUCCAAGACGCUGAUUGGAGUGUGUAG